UGCCGGAGUCCCUGAACUCUCGAUUUCCUUUUAAUCCCCUGCAUCAGAUCACCGGCGUGCCCCACCAUGUCAGAUGCAGCCGUAGACACCAGCUCUGAAAUCAUCACCAAGGACUUAAAGGAGAAGAAGGAAGUUGUGAAAGAGGCGGAAAAUGGAAGAGACGCCCCUGCUAACGGGAAUGCUAAUAAGGAAAAUGGGGAGCAGGAGGCUGACAAUGAGGUAGAUGAAGAAGGGGAAGAAGGUGGGGAAGAAAAGGAGGAGGAAAAAGAAGGUGAUGGUGAGGAAGAGGAUGGAGAUGAAGACGAGGAAGCUGAGUCGGCUACAGGCAAGCGGGCAGCUGAAGAUGAUGAGGAUGAUGAUGUCGAUACCAAGAAGCAGAAGACCGACAAGGAUGACUAGACAGCAAAAAAGGAAAAGUUAAACUAAAAAAAAAACGCCGCUAUGACCUAUUCACUCUCCAUUUCCUGUCUCAGAAUCUAAACGUGGUCCCCUCCAGUACUGAGGCCCACCCGCCCACCAUGGGCAGUGCCACCCACAGAUGACACACACUCUCCACCACCCAACCUAAACCGUAAGAAUUUGCAACAGGGGAGGAAAAAAGAACCAAAACUUCCAAGGCCCUGCUUUUUUUCUUAAAAGUACUUUAAAAAAAGAAAUUUGUUUGUAUUUUUAUUUACAUUUUAUAUUUUUGUACAUAUUGUUAGGGUAAGCCACUUUUAAUGAUCUCGGAUGACCAAACCAGCCUUCGGACCGUUCUCCGUCCUACUUCUGACUUUACUUGUGGUGUGACCAUGUUCACUAUAAUCUCAAAGGAGAAAAAAAAAAAAAAACUUGUAAAA
Symphalangus syndactylus (siamang) is the source of this 839-nucleotide messenger RNA. RefSeq names its product prothymosin alpha-like. Gene Ontology annotation, molecular function: histone binding. Gene Ontology annotation, biological process: positive regulation of transcription by RNA polymerase II; negative regulation of apoptotic process. The record is from RefSeq and is a predicted model, not a curated record. NCBI's taxonomy places the organism in Eukaryota, Metazoa, Chordata, Mammalia, Primates, Hylobatidae. Gene Ontology annotation, cellular component: nucleus.